GCUGUGUUAACUUAGGAUGUUAGAGAUGUGAGUCCUGUGAUCAGUGUGAGCACAGCUGGGCAGGUGCCAUGGGCAGCCUGAGCUGGAGAGAGCUCUGUAGUGGAAGGCAGAGCCCAGCCCCAGCAGACUUCCUUCUGUGCUGAGAGGCUCCCCAACUUGGGACCACUUGCCUUCUAAUCCUGUGGGGACCAUGAAACAGUGUUUGUAGGGGGCGGGGGGUUAUGGCCUCUGUAGCUGAUAGAAACACUCUCCCUCCAUCCAGGCUUCUGUCCUACUUUCCUUCCCGGCUGCUGUAACAGACACCCUGCCCGAAGCAGCUGGGGGAGGGGUUGAUUUCAGCUCUCAGUUGCAGAUAGCAGUCCAUUGUAGUGGGAGGCUUGGCGGGGCUGACCUCAUCACAGCUACAGUUAGGAACAGAGAAGCCAGGGGUGGUGGCACACACCUUUUAUCCCAGCACUUCAGAAGCAGAGACAGGAGGAUCUCUGUGAGUUUAAGGCCAGCCAGGGAUAAUCUGUCCUCACUGAGGUAGAACAUCUAGAUCGGCCAUGUCUCCCUCCAGGACUCUCUGCUCCAUGGCCACAGCCAAACGCAGUCCUAAAGGUUGCUGAGUUGAACCAAGCAUGUGGUGGUAAUGCAGAGGCGGGAGGACGGUCAGAAGCUGAGGGCUAUCCUCGGCUAGUCCUGGAGAAAGGUCAGAAGUUGAGGGCCAUCCUCGGCUAGUCCUGGAGAAAGGUCAGAAGUUGAGGGCCAUCCUCGGCUAGUCCUGGAGAAAGGUCAGAAGUUGAGGGCCAUCCUCGGCUAGUCCUGGAGAAAGGUUAGAAGCUGAGGGCUAUCCUCGGCUAGUCCUGGAGAAAGGUCAGAAGCUGAGGGCUAUCCUCGGCUAGUCCUGGAGAACAGUCAGAAGCUGAGGGCUAUCCUCAGCUAGUCAUGAAGAGUUAGAGGCUGUGGGACCCAGAAGACUGUGUCAGAACAAACAGAGUUGCUGGGUAAGGUCAGGGUUAGUGGUGUGUGCACAUGAUCCCCACUGCUGUGAAGGUUGCUGCAGGAGCAUUACAAAUUUGAGACUGGUGUGGACCUAUGGACCCUGUCUUAAAAACCAGGAAAGGCAAGCAUGGUUAUAAAUGCCCGUCAUCUGAGAGGUAGGAGUUGGGGGAGUGGGAGUCCAAAGCCAGCCUGAAGCCCUGUCCCCAGGAGCACAGUGUCUGACCUGCUUAUCUACCCACCAGAUUGUUUUCCUCUCUUUGGGACAGGACAGGGUCAAACCCUAAGUCUGUGGGAAGCCUGGGGCUGCACUCCUGUCUCAGCUCCUGAGCUUCUCUUGAAACUCUAGCUGUUCAUUCUCUGCUGGACCCCUUAGCUCAUGUCGGCUGAAGCACAACAUGGCUGACUUCCAGACAGAUGGCAGACAUCGGGCUAAGAAAUUGGCUCUUAUUCUUUAGCUGAAGGAAGCUUCUGGAAGGGAGCAUGACGUAAUGAUGAUGUAAUGAUGGCGUAAUAAUGAUUAAAAGUGCUGGAAAGAUGGCUCAGCAGUUAAGUAUUGCUCUUACAGAGGUCCCGAGUUCAAUUCCCAGCAACCACAUGGUGGCUCACAGCCAUCUGUAAUGGGAUCUGAGGCCCCCUUCUGGUGUGUCUGAAGACAGCGACAGUAUUACUCAUAUAUAGUAAAUAAAUAAAUCUUUAAAAAAAAAAGUUAGGGUAUGGUCACCUUCAUGGUACAGUGUUCUCAUCUCCAGAGAGAGGUGACUGUGCUAAGCAGUGAAGGCUGGGUGGGCUGUGUCAGACUCCCUCAUUCCGUACUGUUGAAAUACCUUCUUGAACCAGAAGGGGGAGCUGCUCUGCCUUUGCCGCCAACUUCAGGUUCCUUCCUGCAAAGCUGCUUUGCUGUCAUUUCGGUUAACUAGUUCAUAGCAGGGAUGAAUAUCAGGAUCCCUUGGGCAGGUUUUAAAAGUUGACAGUGUCUAGAGAAAUGGCUCGGCAGUUAGGUGCCCUGGUUGCUCUGGAGGAGGCCUGAGUUUGAGUCCUCACACCCACGUAGCAGCUCACAAUCGUCUGCAGCCCCAGCUCCAGAGGACUUAACAAGCAUGCAUGUGGCACACACAGCUUUGUGACGACAAACUGUGCUCUGCAGUUUUCAUCCCGUGGGAUCCGGCCUGGCCUGACCACUGUGCUAGCUCGGAACCUGGACAAGAACACUGUGGGCUACCUGCAGUGGCGCUGGGGUAUCCAGUCAGCCAUGAACACCAGCAUCGUCCGGGACACUAAGACCUGCCACUUCACGGUGGCCUUGCAGCUGGGCAUCCCUCACUCCUUUGCACUCAUCAGUUAUCAGCACAAGUUCCAGGACGACGACCAGACUCGAGUGAAAGGGUCCCUCAAGGCAGGCUUCUUUGGGACCAUAGUGGAGUAUGGAGCUGAGAGGAAGAUUUCCCGACACAGCGUCUUGGGUGCGGCUGUGAGCAUUGGCGUCCCUCAGGGUGUGUCUCUCAAAGUCAAGCUGAACAGGGCCAGUCAGACCUACUUCUUCCCCAUCCACCUGACGGAUCAGCUGCUCCCCAGCGCUGUGUUCUACGCCACCGUGGGGCCGCUGGUCGUCUACUUGGCAGUGCACAGGCUGAUCAUCAGACCGUACCUCAGGGCUCAGAAAGAGAAGGAACUGGAAAAGCAGAGAGAGAACACAGCCAGCGACAUCCUGCAGAAGAAGCAAGAGGCAGAGGCCGCUGUUCGGCUAAUGCAGGAAUCUGUCCGAAGAAUAAUUGAAGCAGAGGAGUCACGAAUGGGGCUUAUCAUCGUGAAUGCCUGGUAUGGGAAAUUUGUCAAUGACAAGAGCAGGAAGAACGAGAAGGUGAAGGUGAUUGACGUGACAGUGCCCCUGCAGUGCCUGGUGAAGGACUCCAAGCUCAUCCUCACAGAGGCCUCCAAGGCAGGGCUGCCGGGGUUCUAUGAUCCAUGUGUCGGGGAGGAGAAGAGCCUGCGAGUGCUGUACCAGUUCCGAGGUGUGCUCCACCAGGUUAUGGUGCCUGACAGUGAGGCCCUGAGGAUACCAAAGCAGUCUCACAGAAUCGACACAGACGGGUAAACCGCUUGGGAACCUCGAGGAAAAAGAGGCUACGAAAACCUUUUCCUAAGAGGCUACAAAUUUGGAAGCAGGGAAAACCCAGACAUGAGAUGUUUUUAGUUUAUUUCUCCAGAAGGGGGCACUGUAUCAAUUAUGUGAAGGGACAUGCAGACAGCCUAGCUCCAUGGUGCUGUGGGGUAGGACUGAGGAGCCCUCUGGCCAGACCCCAGCACGGCCAUGUCUCUCCCAAGGAUCAUGUUCCUGGAGGUCACGCCCCUGGUCCUUCUCAUAAGUGGCUGUGCACAGCAGCUCUCUGGAGGUAUUUGGAACAUUCUGCUGUCACACAUGGGACUGCUCUUCCUGAAGCCCAUGCUGUUCGUGGGAAACAUGGGAAGAAAGGAAGACGUGUCGUGUGCUGCUCAGUAGACUUCCCACAAGCCACCUCUCUCUUCUGAAACGUCACUGAAUGGACUGGAGAGGACUGCGGGUUUAUAAAACUGCUUUUUAUCUGAGAACAAUGGGUUUGGAAACUAGUCUCUUUUCUUCCCACUUUUACAGAGCUUCUCAAAUCAUUCCUCCAGGCCCUGACUUGGACAGGUAGGGGGGCAGACCCUGGGUCCCAAGGUGCACUGUCCAGGCACACUGCCCACAUUGCUAAGAGAAGAGGCCCUGCUGCCAGUGGACCCUUCACCCCACACGAGACACCUGUCUUGCCUUUAGGACACCCUCCUCUAGAGAGUGGUGUUGGAAGGAGGGGACCUAUGUAAGGAGUUGGGGCAGGCAUGAAUCUGCCAAAUACUGGAUAUGGAUCCAAGGCUGGCCCAGGCACCUGCACCUCCAGUGAGUGGUCAGCAGGUGGCGCUGCUGCCCGCCAGGCUUCACAGAGUCCCUUUAGGGAGUCUGCUCCCAGAUCCCUUCUGGUGCACACUUACUGGAUGUCACUGCAAGCUCUACCCUCUGAGCAGGUGUUGCACCACAGUGGCGCUGACCCUGGCCCCGCAACUGCAACUGCUGAAGGCAGGCAUUGCCUCAGCCAUUCUCAAGACCCUUCAAUUUUUAAAAGCAGUUCGAUUCUGUAAUAUUUAUUUUUCUUUUUGAGGAUGUUUCGUUGCCCCGCAGACUGACUGCAGUGUGCACCAUUGCAUGAGCCCUGCCUCAGUGCCCUGUGGCUCCCUGGGCACUGCUGCCCCUCUGUCUAAAGCUGACUGUGGCAGCACUGCCCAACAAUAAAGCUGACCUAAAAGCUGA
Molecule: messenger RNA, 4303 nt
Organism: Mus musculus (house mouse)
Lineage: Eukaryota; Metazoa; Chordata; Mammalia; Rodentia; Muridae
Gene: Dnajc11
Product: DnaJ heat shock protein family (Hsp40) member C11
Exons: 10
Coding region: 2234-3076 (280 amino acids)
Biological process (GO): cristae formation
Cellular component (GO): MIB complex; mitochondrion; mitochondrial outer membrane
Source: RefSeq, a predicted model, not a curated record